Molecule: messenger RNA, 1845 nt
Organism: Leguminivora glycinivorella
Lineage: Eukaryota; Metazoa; Arthropoda; Insecta; Lepidoptera; Tortricidae
Exons: 2
Coding region: 4-426 (140 amino acids)
Source: RefSeq, a predicted model, not a curated record
CACAUGCUCUGCUUCGUGUAUAGUUCAGAUUCAACCUCCCAAAACUUCUUCAGGAGAAUAUUAUCCUCUUCAAUUUGUCCAGUAACAUGUAGACUUGUAAUGUGCUGUGAAACAGUAAAUGAUGUAUUAUUAUUACCCCCUGACAAAAUCCAGCCCAGCAAAUCGACCGCCCUUGCAGUCGCGAAGGACUCCUCCGAGCCCUGGUCGACGAGAGCCCGCAGCACGUGUGACUGCCCCGACUCCGCUGUGACGUGCACCAAUGCUGUCGUCAGCAAGGUGCCUAGACCAGGUUGUAGACCUCGUGAUGCGCUCGACGACGUGUGCGCAACAACGACGGUUUGUAUCUUCUCUUUGUUGUUGUUAUUUGUUUCUCCAGACGUAUGUGACUCUUCACUUGCUUGUUUCUCUCGGUGCAAUAACGAAUGAUGUUUUCUUUUACAAAUCUGGCAAGUUGUCUUCUGUUUACACUUGAAUACAUUGUGAUUCGGUAUCAAACAAUUAAAACAGAGAUUAUUCUUCUGUACAAAACUGUAUCUAUCUUCAAUCGAUUGCUUAGAAAACUGUUUGCAUUGAUAUAUAUAAUGAUCUUCAUUGCAGAAUGUGCACUUCACUUCGCUCGUUGCAGUUACAUGAAACAUCUUUGUUUUCACAGGUUUGUAUACUUUACUUGCAGGUUCAACCAUCUCCAGGGUACGAAAUCUGUUUUCCAGGAACGAUUUUAAUUUAUCAAAACUAGGUAAGUCGUCAGACUCAUCUCUGCUAAUUAACUCUUCCCAUUCCUUGUGAGUGCUCGAGUCCAGUUUUGAUACUAUAGAAUAGUUAACGAUUGCGUCCCAAUGAUUUGUAGGUAAGCCUAGAUGUUUCAGUGCACUCAUACAUUCUACCGAAGUGUCUAACAGUUGUCUUAAAGCUGUAGCUGAUUCUUGUGUUAACGUUUUUUGUAUAAAGAAUUUCUUAAAAACACAGUUCGCUAUAUAUCUCUUAUUUGCAUAACGUUUCUUCAGUACUAACCAAGCUUCCUUAUAAUUUUCAGCAGUUAUAGAAAAUUGUCGUAACAAUGCUUCCGCUUCUCCAGCUAAACUGCUCUUUAGAUAAUGUAGCUUCUGAACAUCUUGUAAAGAUUCAUUGUUAUGCACUAAUGCCAUAAAUAAGUCAUGGAAAGACUGCCAUUCAGUGUAGUUGCCAUUAAAAGAAGGUAGCGAAAUUCUUGGCAAUUUAACUUCACUACUAUUCGAUGUACUAGGUGUACUAGGUGUAGGUGUGUGUUUAGACUCACUUUUUGUCGGCUCCAUACUUUCUAAUUUAGACAUCAUCUCGCCUUUGUAAGUGUAAUACACUUCUUCAAAAUCCUCACACAUGUUGUCAGCGAAAUAAUUUGUAGCUUGACGCUGUUCCAUAGCGACCGACAAAAUUAACAUUUCAUGUACGGCUUUAAACUCCUUCCAGUACGUUUCCAGUGUAUCUAUUCUUCCCUUCACAUAACCAGCUGUUAAUCUCUCCCUGGGAGAUUUCUUGUAGUUAACGUACGCCUUUUUCACCUUUUCUAAAGUGUCGGCCUGAAUAACUAUGUGUUUUUCAAUGUUUUCCAUUGUAGUAAAUGUCUAUCACAACAUACAGUCAAAAAACACCACGUAAACUACGUAACCACUGUAGGAAAGUUCCAGUCCUUUUUUCACUUUUUAUGCGUAGGGUAAGCAAGCGCCGCACAAAAUUGUCCAACAAUUUCACCUAAAUCACGGCGACUCACUACUGUAAUACACGGCACAGUACUGUCUUAUUUGUAGUUAAGAACCAAAAAACGUUUAUAUGCACGAUACACCUUGUCCUUAGUUCGAUUAUAGCACU